AUGCAAUCGAUAAAUCUGAACGUUGGCGGAUUAUUACAAAAUAGCGCGAUUUUACGAGGAGGAAGCAGAACUAGCGGUAAGAAUUGAUAUUUAGUUAUUUUUCGGGCGGAAAAAUUAAAAUAAAAAUAUUUUUCAGCAGUCGGAAAAUCAGAAGCUGCAGCGUUGCAAAUCUCACGAGCAUAUUUGUCAGUUUGGCGACAAUGUGGCAAAGUUGCACCGCAAGUUUUACGCGAUGCAAUUUUGUCGAAUCGAAAAUUGAUGAAAACACCGAUUUCGAUGAAUUUUCCGGAAAAUGAGACGAUUUUGAAGAUUCUACCAGCAUCUGGAACGCUUUGUGAGUUUUUUUUCUGGACGCGCGGAAGCUUCCGCGUCAGCGGCCACGUGGAUUGCUAUGAUAUGGCAAACGUCAUAGUAGUUAGCGUGGCUGCUGACGCGGAAGCUUCCGGUCGAGCCUAAAAUGAGCAAUGUGGAAUACCAGCCACAUUUUCUGCUCAAAAUUAACCAAAACUCGUGAAUUUUGGACUUCUAGAGUUCAAAAUUGAUGAAUUUCAGGUCAAAACUCUCAUUUUCAACCUGCAAUUAAUUACAGAUCAAUUUCACGGCUGAAAAUGAUAAUUUUGACCUAAAAUUCAUCAAUUUCGAACUCUAGAAGUCUGAAAUUCAUGAGUUUUGGUCAAUUUUAAGCUAGUUUGCCACGUCAUAGUAAUCGAGCCUGCCUGAACCUUGAAAUUUCCUCAAUUUUCUUGAAAAACUCGGAUUUUCUGGAAAAUGUUGAAAUUUUAAGGUUCUCGCGCGGGGAACCUAUCGCCAAUUUUUUCCCUGAAAAAACUACGAUGCUCCGCAUUUACACCAUCAAAAUUGACCCAUUUUCCAUCAAUUUUAAAGAUGUGAAUGCGGAGUAUCGUUUGAAAAACGUCAAUUCGAUGCCUGAACCUUAAAAUUUCAACAAUUUUCAUGAAAAAUCUGGAAAAUGCUGAAAUUUUGAGGUUUUCGCGCAGGGGAACCUAUCGCCAAUUUUUUCCUGACAAAACUACGAUGCUCCACGUUUACACCAUCAAAAUUGACCCAUUUUCCAUCAAUUUUGAAGGUGUGAAUGCGGAGUAUCGUUUGAAAAACGUCAAUUCGAUGCCUGAACCUUAAAAUUUCAACAAUUUUCAUGAAAAAUCUGAAAAUUGUUGAAAUUUUGAGGUUCUCGCGCAGGCGAACCUAUCGCCAAUUUUUUUAAAUGAAAAAACUACGAUGCUCCACGUUUACAUCAUCAAAAUUGACCCAUUUUCCAUCAAUUUUGAAGGUGUAAAUGCGGAGUAUCGUUUGAAAAACGUCAAUUCGAUGCCUGAACCUUAAAAUUUCAGCAAUUUCUGAAAAUUGUUGAAAUUUUGAGGUUCUCGCGCAGGCGAACCUAUCGCCAAUUUUUUUAAAUGAAAAAACUACGAUGCUCCACGUUUACAUCAUCAAAAUUGACCCAUUUUCCAUCAAUUUUGAAGGUGUAAAUGCGGAGUAUCGUUUGAAAAACGUCAAUUCGAUGCCUGAACCUUAAAAUUUCAGCAAUUUCUGAAAAUUGUUGAAAUUUUGAGGUUCUCGCGCAGGGGAACCUAUCGCCAAUUUUUUUUUCAAGCGAAAAUAUUUUUCAGACAUUCAAAAACGUGGAUUCCGAACUCGCCGUCAAACUUUCGGCGUAGGCACCUCAAAAUCUCAAAACCCACAAGAAGAACCGCGAACUCCUCUCACAUUUCUCAGCGAACUUUUCGGCGCCAAAAAAUCCCCAAAAACCGCCGAACUCUCAACAAAUAGCAUCGAAAAAUGGCAUCAAUAUGAAGCGGAUUUGAAGAAAUUGCCCGAAAAUCAACAAAAAAACUAUACAGAUGGAUUUGUCAAGGGACUUUUAUCGAAUUCCGGACAAGUUUUGACGAAAGAACCGAAAAAAUCGAAUACUUUGACGAGAUUCUAUAUUUUUUUGGUUUUUUGCAUAUUUUUGGGUUAUUUGAGUGGAAGUAAGUUUUGAUUUUCAUUUUUUUGAACAAAAAUGCAUAAUGCAUAAAAAAGGAAUCCGAAUUCGUGUAGGCGAUCGACAAAUCGGCUCAUUAUUCUUCUCGAAUCCACAAGAAGUUAAUCCAGAAGAUGUUCAAGUUUCAUUCGAAGAUGUUAGAGGGGUAAGCCACUUUUUUUGGAGAUUUUUUUUUCAAAAAACUACGAUGCUCCGCAAUUACACGUAGCCUUUUGAGCGGGGAAUUUUGAAAAUUUGAAUUUUCUCCAUUUCGAGUAAAAUUUCAAAUAUUAAAGAUAAAAUACGAUGCUCCGCAUUUACACGUGGUUUUGUAUUGCGAAAAUUUGAAUUUUUCAAAUAUUUCCCAUUUUUUUCAAAAAUUAGCGCCAAAACACACGUGGAAUUGCGGACCAUCGUAGUUUUUAAAGGAAAGUAAAUUAAUAUUCAAUUUCUGAAAAAAAAACUACGAGGCUCCGCAAUUACACGUGCUUUUUGGCGCUAAUUUUUGAAAAAAUUGGAAAUAUUUGAAAAAUUCAAAUUUUCGCAAUACAAAACCACGUUUCUUUGAUAUUCAGAAUUUUGCGUGAAAUAAAAAAAAAUUCACAUUUUCUAAAUUCCCCGCUCAAAAGGCUACGUGUAACCGCGGAGCAUCGUAGUUUUUUCUUGAAUAUUCAAAAUUUAUCGCGAAAUUAAUAAAAAUUCAAAUUUUCUAAAUUCCCCGCUCAAAAGGCUAUGUGUAAUUGCGGAGCAUCGUAGUUUUUUUGAAAUUUGGCGUGAAAUCAAUGAAAAUUCAAAUUUUCUAAAUUCCCCGCUCAAAACGCUAUGUGUAAUUGCGGAGCAUCGUAGUUUUUUGAACAAAAAAUUUCAAAAAUUCAAAUUUCCCGCCAAAAACCACGUGAAAUUGCGGAGCUUCGUAGUUUUCUGAACAAAAAAUUUCAAAAAUUCACAUUUCCCGCCAAAAACCACGUGAAAUUGCGGAGCAUCGUAGUUUUUUCUCUAAUUUAUAUCGCGAAAUCAAAAAAAAUUGUGAAUUUUGCAGAUGGAUGAAGCAAAACUUGAAGUGGAAGAAAUCGUCUCCUACCUAAAAGAUCCCGAAAAAUAUUCUCGUCUCGGUGGCCGCCUUCCAAAAGGUGUUCUUCUCGUCGGACCGCCUGGAACCGGAAAAACUCUGUUAGCUCGUGCAAUUGCUGGCGAAGCACAAGUUCCAUUCUUUCACACAUCAGGCAGUGAAUUCGAUGAGGUUUUAGUUGGACAAGGAGCCAGAAGAGUGAGGGAUUUAUUUGAGAAGGCAAAAGCUCGUGCACCUUGUAUUAUUUUUAUUGAUGAAAUUGAUUCGGUUGGAUCGAAAAGGGUUUCGAAUUCGAUACAUCCAUAUGCUAAUCAAACUAUAAAUCAAUUGCUCAGGUUAGAAUUUUCCCGGGGGGGGGGGUUUAAUUGUGAAGACAUUUUAAGCUUCUUGCUCAAAAAUCUAGGCUCCGCCCCUUUUCUGCAAGCCUCGCACGGUUUUUUUUGUCGAAAAUUAGGAAAAUCCAGCUUUUUGCAAUCCUGGCAUGGUUUUUCUAUCGAAAAUUGGUGAAAACUAGGCUCCGCCUCUUUUUUGCAAGCCUCGCACAGUUUUUUUUCAGUCAGAAAUUAGGAAAAUCUAGCUUUUUGCAAGCCUGCCACGGUUUUUCUAUCGAAAAUCGGUAGAAACUAGGCUCCGCCCCUUUUUUUGCAAGCCUGGCACGGUUUUUUAGUCGACAAUAAUACAAAUGUCUGAAAAAAAAUUUUUUUUUGUAAAAUUUUAUUUUUAAAAAUUGCCACGUCAUAACUCAAUUUGUGUAUUUUUCCAGUGAAAUGGACGGAUUCACAAAAAACGAGGGAAUAAUCGUAAUCGCGGCCACAAAUCGAGUCGAAGAUCUAGACAAAGCCCUUCUUCGACCGGGCCGUUUCGAUGUUCGAGUCACAGUUCCAAAACCGGAUUUGACUGGAAGAUUGGAUAUUUUCAACUUCUACCUAUCCAAAAUCGUCCAUUCACCAAAUAUCGAUGCAAAAACACUGGCGAAAGGUUCGACUGGUUUUACUGGAGCUGAUAUUGAGAAUAUGGUGAAUCAGGCGGCGUUGAAAGCGGCGACUGAUAAUGCGGUUGAAGUUACGAUGGGAUAUUUGGAUGAGGCUAGGGAUAGGUAUGGUUUGGGAGUGUGUGCCGCAAGCUUCCGCGUUAGCGGCCACGUGGAUUGAUAUGAUAUGGUAAACGUCAUAGUAAUCCACGUGGCUGCUGACGCGGAAGCUUGCGGUUUACGCGAGUGUGAACCGCAAGCUUCGUCAGCAGUUAACAGGGCGUGCUUCGCAAGCCCUGCCUAAACAGUUGGCCGCUACGCGGAAGCUUGCGGUUUACACUCGCGCAGAGCGCUCGGGUCGAGCGGAGCGAGUGUAGACCGCAAGCUUCCGCGUCAGCGGCACUAUCUUCCGCGUUAGCGGCCACGUGGAUUGUAUGAUAUGGUAAACGUCAUAGUAAUUAGCGUGGCCGCUACGCGGAAGCUUGCGGUUUACAGAUCUGCGCGAGUGUAGACCGCAAGCAGUAAACAGGGCGUGCUUCGCAAGCCCUGCCUAAAAAGUUGGCCGCUAACGCGGAAGCUUGCGGUAUACGCUCGCUCCGCUCGAGAAAAAUCGAAUUAGCUCAAAAUUUACCAAAACUCAUGAAAUUCAGGUUGAAAUUGAGAGUUUUGACCUAAAAUUCAUCAAUUUUGAACUCUAGAAGUCUGAAAUUCAUGAGUUUUGCUCAAUUUUGAGCUAGUUUACCACGUCAUAGUAAUCGAGCCUGCCUGAACCUUGAAAUUUCAACAAUUUCCAUGAAAAACCCGGUUUUCUCUGGAAAUUGUUGAAAUUUUGAGGUUCUCGCGCAGGGGAACCUAUCGCCAAUUUUUUAAUGAAAGAACUACGAUGCUCCACGUUUACACCAUCAAAAUUGACCCAUUUUUCAUCAAUUUUGAAGGUGUGAAUGCGGAGUAUCGUUUGAAAAACGUCAAUUCGAUGCCUGAACCUUUAAAUUUCAACAAUUGUUGAAAUUUUGAGGUUUUCGCGCAGGGGAACCUAUCGCCAAUUUUUUCCAGAGUUCUGAUGGGUCCAGCUCGAACCGGCGGUCGAAUUCCAGACGAAGAAGCCAAUCGUAACACAGCCUAUCAUGAAGCCGGUCAUACUUUAGUGUCGAUUUACACCAAAGACGCCACACCAUUGCAUAAGGUAGGCUUUUUGGGCUUUUUUGGGCUCAAAAUCGUGAUUUUCAGCUUUUUUUAGCCUGAAAAUUGUGAUUUUCACACUUUUUUGAUAUAAAAUGGUUAAAUUUUGAAGAAAAUCCAGCGUACUCGCGGAGCAUCGUUGUUUUUCAGGUCACAAUAAUUCCACGUGGCCAAUCAUUGGGACACACUGCAAUGCUUCCCGAAAAAGAUAGCUAUCAACUGACAAAAUCGCAAAUGUUAGCACAAUUGGAUGUUAUGAUGGGCGGAAGAGUUGCGGAAGAAUUGAUUUUUGGUGAUGAUAAGGUUUGCGGAAGGUUGCGGAAGCGGAAGCGGAAACAAUUAUUUUGCAGGUAACAACUGGUGCAGCUGACGAUUUGUCAAAAGCCUCACAAUUAGCUGUUCAAAUGGUUAAAGUGUUUGGAAUGAGUGAUAAAGUUGGACUUCGCGAUUUCACCGCUUCAACAUCGGAAAAGGAGACUUCGCUGGUGUCGGUUUCGGAAUUAUCACCACAAACCACUGAAGCGAUUGAUAGUGAAAUUACGCGAAUUUUGAUGGAGAGCUAUAAGAGGGCUAAGGAUAUUUUGGUUAGCAAAAAGGUUGGUGGAUUUUACGAUACUCCGCAUUUACACUUGGCCGAGAGUUUUAUGAUUUUUCGCGCAAAAAACACCACGUGUAAAUGCGGAGCAUCGUAGUUUUUUAAUUGAAAAAUUAUGGGAAAAAAAAAUUAAAAAACAGUUUUUGAUAAUUAUUAUUUUUCAAAAAUUCAAAAUUUCGCGCCAAAAAACACCACGUGUAAUUGCGGAGCAUUGUAGUAUUUCUGUUUUCACAUUUAAAAUUUGAAUAUUUCAUUUUCGCGCAAAAAAACACCACGUGUAAUUGCGGAGCAUCGUAGUAUUUCUGUUUUCACAUUUAAAAUUUGAAUAUUUCAUUUUCGCGCAAAAACACCACGUGUAAUUGCGGAGCAUCGUAGUAUUUUGCAGAAAGAGCAUCAACUUCUUGCCGAAUCACUAUUAGAAUACGAAACUCUAUCAGCCGAAGAAGUUCGACGUGUAAUUUCGGGACAAAAAAUCAAGCGACCAACGCCGGCGGCUGUCAAAAAAAGCAAUGAAAAUAAAUCGCGGUAAAUUUUUUUUUUUUUUUUUUUUUUUUUGAAAAAAAUUUCGAAAUUUUGCAGCUCUCCCUCGAAAUUAGUUUUGCACCUUUUCGAAGAAGAAACUCGUCCAAAACAAUAA
Caenorhabditis angaria is the source of this 6434-nucleotide messenger RNA. The record is from the annotation of a GenBank genome assembly. Lineage: Eukaryota; Metazoa; Nematoda; Chromadorea; Rhabditida; Rhabditidae.